Fusarium oxysporum Fo47 is the source of this 1524-nucleotide messenger RNA. Its product is annotated as major facilitator superfamily domain-containing protein. Gene Ontology annotation, cellular component: membrane. Gene Ontology annotation, molecular function: L-cysteine transmembrane transporter activity. Gene Ontology annotation, biological process: L-cysteine transport; transmembrane transport. NCBI's taxonomy places the organism in Eukaryota, Fungi, Ascomycota, Sordariomycetes, Hypocreales, Nectriaceae. The coding region runs from base 1 to 1524 and encodes 507 amino acids. The record is from RefSeq and is a predicted model, not a curated record. The transcript has 4 exons.
AUGAGUGGCGAGAAGCAAGUCGACCCGAAGGUCGCUAAUGCAAGCUCCAGUAGCUCACUCAAUGAGGGCGCUGUUAUCUCUGGCCGAGCUGCAGAUGAGACUCUUGAUCUUAUCGAGAAGCACGGGCAUGAAGUUGGCGAACUUACUCCCGAGAAGAAGAAGAAACUCAAGCGCAAGAUUUACAUCCAUGUUCUUUUGCUUGUUACAUUCAUCGACUUCAUGCUUUAUGUCGAUAAGAGUACCCUGGGCCAAGCUACGCUUCUGGGACUUUUCAAGGAUACGGGCCUCAACAACUCUGAGUAUAACAACUUGAACUCCCUUUUCUAUACUGGUUACAUCAUUGGACAAAUUCCCGGUCAACUACUCAUCCAGAAGCUUCCUCUGCGCACUUUCAUCUCAGGUAUCAUCUUUACAUGGGCCAUCAUCGUCCUCCUCCACUGUGUCGCCCAGAGCUAUGGAGCCUUGAUCCCUCUUCGUUUCUUCCUCGGCUUCGUCGAAUCCGCGGUAAUCCCAGCUCUUGAGAUUACGAUGGCUAUGUUCUUUACGCCCGAGGAGCUCCACCAGGUUCAGCCUCUGUUUUACACUUCUUGCAUCGGCUCGCCUAUGUUCACUGGCCUUGUUUCAUAUGGCUUGCUGUAUAGCAAAGCUAGCACUAGCCCGUGGAAGUUCUUCAUGAUCAUCACUGGCGGUAUAUCGCUUGUCCUCUCGAAGGUCCAUACAAUCCGUCGAAUCCACGAGUCUACUCGCAGCUCGAUCGAGCAGAAGACAUUCAAGAGGCAUCAAUUCAUGGAGUGUUUGAAGGAUCCCAUCUCUUGGCUCUUCGCCUUCUCGGGCUUCACCCUCAUGCUGGCAAAUAACCUCCCAUACCAGCAGAGCUUGCUCUUCCUAGACCUUGGAGUUUCUCCAUUAGGCUCUACCCUUGUUUGGGUCGCCUCUGGAGGCUUUGCCAUCCUUGCAUGCAUCACAGCCUCGCUUCUGAUACGCUUCUUCCCCGGACAUAGCGCUUGGUGGGCGGCACUUUGGUGCGUACCUUGUAUUGCAAGCAGCAUCGGCAUGGUAACUAUUCCAUGGGGUAAUACCAUCCCUAUGCUUGCCUGUCUUCUUCUCCCUCCGAAUUGCUUUGCGCAGACGUGGAUCAUAUCUGUUGGCUGGGUGUCCUCCAGUUGCGCCGGUCAUACAAAGCGUCUUACUCGAAAUGCCAUGUUCAUGGUGCUCUAUGGGAUCUCGAAUAUUAUUUCGCCGCAGCUAUGGAAGACUGGAGGGCCGCGUUACUAUCCUGCUUGGAUUGUCCAAAUCGUGGCUAGUUUCACCUUGACGCCGAUUCUGUUACUCACCAUUCGGUUCAUUCUUUCCAAGAGAAACAAGGAGCGACGGCAGUGGAUUGCUGAACAGGAAGCGCUUGGUAACCAUGGUGAAGGAUAUGUCGAACAGGUUGUAGAUGGUGAGGCUGUCAAGGUCAAGGUGGAUGUUUCCAUGUUGGACUUGACUGAUCUGGAGAAUAAGUACUUUCUUUAUCCACUGUAG